Molecule: messenger RNA, 1294 nt
Organism: Lycium ferocissimum
Lineage: Eukaryota; Viridiplantae; Streptophyta; Magnoliopsida; Solanales; Solanaceae
Product: GATA transcription factor 11-like
Exons: 3
Coding region: 231-1061 (276 amino acids)
Biological process (GO): regulation of DNA-templated transcription
Molecular function (GO): sequence-specific DNA binding; zinc ion binding
Source: RefSeq, a predicted model, not a curated record
UUCCCAUGCUCCCUCCCUCUUUACCCUAUGACUUUACUAUGAGUGUAACGUGUUUCUAUCUUACAUUUAUUAUUUCACCAUAAAGUCCAAUCCCCACCUACAUUUCACUAAAACUCAAAAAAGUAAAAGCUGUUUUCCCCUCUAUCUUCUCACCCUAUCUUUUUCUGCAAAACCCUCAAGAAAGUACAGUGAAAUGGCAUGCUCAAGGGUUUAAGCAGAAUUUUUUGGACAUGCAAAAAGGUCCCUUUUUACCCAAUUCAGGUUCCAACUUUUUAACGAAGAUUAAUAUGGUUGAACAAAAUUGUUGGGAUGAGAUUCCAAUGGGGCCUAUUGUUGAUGAAGACUUUGAGAGCAUACUCAAUGGUUUGGACUUUCCUAUGGAAAGUUUAGAAGAAGACGGCCUCGGUGAAGAUUGGGAUACUAGUUUGUACCAGUUAUUCGGCCCAAUCCCUUCGGAUUCUCUUAUGACUUUACCUUCGGUGUCCCAUGGCGAUAUUGCAAAUGGCUGUGGUAAUAUUGCCAAGGGUCGUUUGGACGCAGUGCCUAAUUCUAAUAAUACUAACGAAUUUCGUGAGGCCCAAGGGAAUGUUAUAUUCCAGACACAGAGUACAUCCUUCAAAGUUGGCGCUAAAGGCCGUCGCUCUAAGCGUGCACGAUCGUCAACUUUGAAUCCAUGGCUUUUAAUGGCUCCCAUGUCUAGUACAUCUUUUGCAGCCAAGAAGAAUUCUGAUGCCAAAAAGGGAAAGGAAAAGAAGAGGAGAAAACUAUCAGGUGCUGUGGAGUCUAGUUUAUUUAAAAAGUGCACACAUUGUGAAAUAACAGAGACACCACAAUGGAGGGAGGGACCAUUGGGUCCAAAGACCCUAUGCAAUGCCUGUGGAGUUCGUUAUCGUUCUGGCCGGCUACUCCCAGAGUAUCGGCCUGCUGCGAGUCCCACAUUUGUUCCAUCUUUGCACUCAAACUCUCACAGGAAAGUCAUAGAAAUGAGGAAAAAAGCAGUUGAGGAGUCUCCCCAAUGUGACAGCCACAAGUUUGCUCCUCUGAGUAGUUAUUUGUUUUGACAUAUAUUGAAGAGAUGACUAUACUUUUAGUUAGGUGCUUAAUUUACUUCAUUGUUUUAUUCUCCACUGUUUGGUUAUAUGGUAUUGUGUAGUCAGGUUAAAAGUUCAUGUACAAAAAUGGGAUGCAGGAAGUUCUAGGUUAGCAUAAUUAGUCAAAGCCCGAUUGGAGGCGGAUGAUGCAGUUUUCUGAUGUAAAAUCUAAAGUCGAUGAAUAGAUAGCCAGGUACUUCCAA